This is a messenger RNA of Thecamonas trahens ATCC 50062, 1737 nucleotides long. RefSeq names its product dynamin family protein. The record is from RefSeq and is a predicted model, not a curated record. Gene Ontology annotation, molecular function: GTP binding. Lineage: Eukaryota; Apusomonadida; Apusomonadidae. Bases 1 to 1737 code for a protein of 578 amino acids. The transcript has 3 exons.
AUGUUGCGGUUUGUGAGAAGGGUCCAGCAUGCGUCCGGGGAUGGAGCCGCUGUGUCCGAGUCGGUAACGCGAGCGACGCGGUCUGUGCUGGGGCGAGUGGUGGCGGCGCUGCGGCGAAGGGGCGAGCGUGGCGAUGGGGCGGCCGGUGAAGCAGCAGAAGAGGCCGAGAGCGUGCGGAAGCAUCUUGAUGAUGUGUUUCGGAUGGUGGUGGUCGGCGAGUUCAAUGCCGGCAAGUCGUCGUUCAUCAACGCCCUGGUGGGCAAGAAGGUGGUGGCCGAGGGCGUAACACCCACCACCCAUCAGAUCAACAUCCUUGAGUACGGCAAACCGCCGUCGGGUCCGAUCACUGUCGAGAUGGAUACAACGCUGACAAAACUGGACGUUGAAUGGCUCCGAGGCGUGUCCAUCGUCGACACGCCGGGCACUAAUGCUGUGGUGGAGAAGCACGACUCGAUCGCACGGCACUUUGUCCCCCGCGCUGACACGGUCCUUUUCCUCACCACCUUUGACAAGAGCAUCUCGCACUCGGAGCGAGAGUUCCUUACAGACAUUGCUCAGUGGGGCAAGAAGAUUGUGGCAGUGGUGAACAAGAUCGACAUUGUCGACGCCGGCGAGCCGGGCGAGGUCGACGCCGUUCUCGCCUUUGUUGAGUCGUCGCUCCGUGACGUGCUGCCAGACAAGAACGCGGCGCCGCUGCCGAUGUUUGCGGUCUCGGCCCGCCGUGCCCUGGUCCAGCCGGGCUCGGACCCUGGCUUCAAUAGCCUGCACGCCUACAUCCAUGAGUUGCUGGAGAGCGACGAGCGACGUGUCAUCAAGCUCGAGGCGCCGCUUGCGGUGGCGGCGCGGGUGACGGCGGCAGCAGCCGCAACAGCCGAAGCCGAAGUGACGGCGGCGGCUGCCAGACUCGACGUGGUGACGGCGGUAGCCGGCGAGGUCGACGAGCAUGUGGCCGACUGCGACAUCCGGGUCGAGGCUGUGGUGGCGCGGGUCGGCAAGUCGCUGUACGCGGUCCGCGACCAAAUCCGUGACGUCAUCUCGGCCAACUUUACCUAUGGCUCGCUGUUCAAGGCGCUCGUAGCGCCGCACACGGUGGCGGCGACGUUUGAGGCCCAAUUUGUGGCCUCGGUCGACGGCGAGGUGUACCAGGAUGCCAAGCGCGGGCUCGGCAGCCUCCGUGCGGCGCACGCCGAGUUUCUUAGUGGGUACGCCGAAAAGCUGCAGCGGCUUGCGCCAGAUGUGGCGCCCAGGCGAGUGCCGAACAUUUCGUCGGCGUCAGCCGAGGCCGAGGUUGCGCGGUCUGUGGCCCAGGCAGCUACGGCGCCGCUUCAAGUUGCGCUGCGGGGUGCGACACUGGCGUCGCGGCUCCGGGCCUCGUUCUCGACGUUGCUGGUAGUCGAGGGCUCGCUGGCAGGGGCGGGGACACUGGCUUCGAUCGCCUCGGACAUGGUCCUCAUUCCAUGGGUCGGGACGGCGGCGCUCAUGACUGCGGCACUUGGCCUUGUGCCGCUGCAGCGCGCGGCGACGAUCAAGUCGCUGCACGACGCACUUGCGUUUGGCGUCAAAGCCGCCGAGGCGCGGAUGCGUGCGGCGGUGGAGGCCGACGUCGACGAUGUACGUGCCGCAGCUGCAAGCGUGGCGAGCCCAGUCGUCGAAGCUGCGCAGAGUGCAGCUCGCAACGCGGCGCGCGAUCUGGCCGAGCUGGACGAGAUCGGCGCCUCGACACGCUGCGGUGCCUGA